UACAUACAUACAUAGUGAAAAUAAAGAUAUAAUAGAAGGAAUGGAUAGAUAAUUACUACAAACCAAUACCUCAACGCUUGUUUCGCCCUCAUUUCAGUGCUUCCAAACCAAAGGAAACUCUCUUGCGGUUUCCUCUCUUUGUCACUCUUCAUCACUUUUAUUUUUUUAUCAGUUUGUGUUUUGUAGGGAGAAAAAAAAAAUGGAAGUUGUUGUAGCGGAAGCGUUGAAACCAAGUUUGAGGACAGAAUCUAUUUUCCAACAAACAAUUUGCGAAGAGAUUUUGUGUUUGAAUGCAAACAACGUUGUUGUCGGAGAAGAUUUUUCUGUCGACGACUUGCUUGAUUUUUCCAACGGUGAAUUUCAGCAUGGUUCUGUCGGAAAAGAAGUUGAUGUUUGCGAGGAAGAAGAAGAGGAAGAACAUGAGAAAAACAGCACCACCUCCGGUUCUGAACAUGAACGAACCGAAGAUGACGACAAUUCAAAUUCCACAACAUUUUCCGGCGCCGGAGACGGCGAGUCUAACUCCAUUUUUGCCGGUGGUUUAGCAGUUCCGGCAGAUGAUGUUGCGGAUUUGGAAUGGGUGUCUCACUUUGUGGACGAUUCUAUACCAGAACUGUCUCUAUUGUAUCCAGUUCAGGCCCGGUCCGAACCGGAACCUAGACCGGGCCCAACCAAUGCUUAUUCCCAACUCUCUAUAAUCCGCAGAAAGCCUAGAACAACCAAGACAAGAAGGCCCAACUGUAACGUGUGGAUUUUCAACCCUAUACUCUAUUCAGCAAAGAAGCAGAGGAAAAAGCCCGAAGCCCAAACGGGUGGGGCUCAUUUUCAACGACGGUGCAGCCACUGCCAUGUUCAGAAAACGCCACAGUGGAGAGCCGGUCCGCUUGGACCGAAAACACUAUGUAACGCUUGUGGUGUUCGGUUUAAGUCCGGUCGGCUUUUCCCGGAGUAUAGACCGGCAUGCAGCCCGACGUUUUCCGGUGAAAUUCAUUCGAACAGCCACCGUAAGGUUUUGGAAAUGAGGCGGAGGAAGGAGGUGGAUGAACCGGUUUCUGGUCUGAACCGGAUUCAAAUGGUCACGAGUUGGUGAAUUUGUUGAGAACGUGAUAGUGGUAACUUGGUAAGGUUAGAUUAGCUGAUUAGAUACUGGUGAACCAACCGGUUUGAACCGGUUUUUUUUGGAGAAAUAGUCAAUGAUUUUAGUGGUAGUGAGUGACUAGUCAGCUAAGGCAGGUAACGGAGAUUAGGAAGAAAGCAUUGAUUGUCUGUGACUGUGUCCCAUUUUCUCAGUGCAGUCAAUUUAUUUAAUUUAAUGUAAUACAACUAGGAUAAGAAUUUUAAAUAUGAGGACAUCUUGGCCAUUUAUUCAAGUUAGGAUUUGAUAUUUUA
This is a messenger RNA of Medicago truncatula (barrel medic), 1389 nucleotides long. Its product is annotated as GATA transcription factor 7. Gene Ontology annotation, biological process: positive regulation of DNA-templated transcription; cell differentiation. Bases 200 to 1090 code for a protein of 296 amino acids. The transcript is spliced from 3 exons. Gene Ontology annotation, molecular function: zinc ion binding; sequence-specific DNA binding. Lineage: Eukaryota; Viridiplantae; Streptophyta; Magnoliopsida; Fabales; Fabaceae. Gene Ontology annotation, cellular component: nucleus. The record is from RefSeq and is a predicted model, not a curated record.